Molecule: messenger RNA, 738 nt
Organism: Caenorhabditis remanei
Lineage: Eukaryota; Metazoa; Nematoda; Chromadorea; Rhabditida; Rhabditidae
Exons: 5
Coding region: 1-738 (245 amino acids)
Source: RefSeq, a predicted model, not a curated record
AUGCCGGGGAGCGUGAGUAGUGUUCCGGAAAGUUCUCAAAUCCUGACGUAUGUUGGAUCUGUUGGUUUCUUAGUGUUCUCACUAAUGCUCACGUCAUUCGGAUACAUCAACAACGCCUGGAUAGUGCUAUUCAGGCCGAAUGACAACGAUGAAUUCCAGAGAGGAGUUCGAAAUCUAGAUUGCUACAAAACCUAUGAUCCACCAAAAAUCGGUUGUUUGGAUUGGUCCUAUGUACAAAAAAUGGACAAGUUCCCAAUGGCUUUCAAUCGCAUUUAUGACGCUACCUACCAAAUCUACGUGGCUCACUACCUGUCAAUAAUCAUCAUAGCAUCUCAAGUGUUCUGGCUUGUUUACACGAUUGGACACUGUUUGAGCUUAAAGUUCUGUGUGAAAGUCGAGAAGUACAAGUUGAUUAUGUUCCACGUCAUGGUUAUUUCAGUUGGUUUGUGGAUUAUUCUCCUCUUCAUCAUCAUCUACGAAACGUUCACCGACCAGGUUCUACCACGACAAUUGAGAAAACCAGAUUACGAAUACAGCAUUGGAUCUGGCUUCUGGACAUUCUUCCUUGGUGGGCUGAUCCCGUAUGUUGGUGCAGUGUUCUGUCUGUUCCGUGAACAAAUGCAACAGUCUCAAGAUCGUCUAGUGCAACUCAUUAGACACCGUCGUAUACGUGUGCCGACUACUGAAACCACACAAGGAGCCGAAGUUAUCAUCCCGAUGAACGCACGGUCACGUUAA